This is a messenger RNA of Trichoderma citrinoviride, 777 nucleotides long. RefSeq names its product DUF1753-domain-containing protein. Gene Ontology annotation, molecular function: inositol phosphoceramide synthase regulator activity. Gene Ontology annotation, biological process: inositol phosphoceramide metabolic process. NCBI's taxonomy places the organism in Eukaryota, Fungi, Ascomycota, Sordariomycetes, Hypocreales, Hypocreaceae. The record is from RefSeq and is a predicted model, not a curated record. Gene Ontology annotation, cellular component: inositol phosphoceramide synthase complex; Golgi membrane. The transcript has 2 exons. The coding region runs from base 1 to 777 and encodes 258 amino acids.
AUGUCCAAGUUUACGAGGCUGUAUCUGCGGAUACCGCGGCCCAAGACUCUCUUUGGCCUCAUCAGCCUCCAGACAGGCACAGAGUUGAUUUCCUUGGCACUCGUCUUCAACAAGGUCACGGGCGUUUACGGUCUCCUUGCCAUCCUUACCGGCUUCCAGCUCUCCCUCUUCCAGCUUACGACCUACGUAUACUGCAUCGGCGUUCUCGGCACCCUCAUCUACCUGAUCCCACACAUCCGAAAGCAGACUCCCUUCGAAUGCUUGGCCUUGGCCUGGCUGUACGCCAUUGAUACCGUCAUCAACGUCCUCGCUACGGUGGCUUUUGGCAUGGACUGGUACUUUGCCACUGCUACGCCAAACGCAACCGAGAUUCGACCUUCCAGCCUGCCCGGCAUUGUUGCUGAAGGCAUGGAGGGCCUCCGACGCGAAACUGCCGUGCAUGGCGGUGUUGUGCCCCAAGAGACGGCGGCCAGCAUGGUCCUCAUCACCGGAUUGACCCUCAUCAGGGUUUACUUCAGUCUGGUUGUCAUGAACUUUGCUCGACAGACGCUGCAGAAGUACAUGCAGCUGAUGAUCCUCGAGGGACCGGGCGUCGAUGACCAGGUGGGGCCGUUUGCCGCGGACCUGCCUGACGGCGAGGGCCGAAGAGGUCAGCUCGGCCGACUGAUGGUGUCUUUCGGACGCGGUUACUGGAUGGAAUACUCUGAGGCGAGAGAGUGGGUUGGGGGCGGUAGCAGCCGCAAGCCCAGCUCGGCAACACUGGCUGGUGAGGUAUGA